GAGGAACCUUCUGCGGCUGCGGGGCUGCCAGCCAGGGCUGGGCCUUCCUCCAGAUCCCACCUUCCUCCUCCUCGCCUGCUGCGGACAGAACCGGCCCCUCAGAGCAGAGGCUCGGCGGUGGCUGAGGACACCAGCGCGGUCCCGCGGGACACCAGAGCACCCGUUGUCAGGCCAUGGCAGCCCAGCCUGUCGGGGGCCAGAAGCCCUUCCACGUCGUUUCGCCCGUCCUGGAGAGCCUGCCCCUCUCCAAGGCCGUGGGCGCCAAGGUCUUCAUGAAGCUGGAGAACGUCCAGCCCUCGGGAUCCUUCAAGAUCCGGGGCAUCGGGCACCGGUGCCAGGAUGCUGCCAGGAAGGGCUGCCAGCACUUCGUCUGCUCCUCAGGAGGAAACGCGGGGCUGGCAGCGGCAUACGCGGCCCGGGAGCUGGGGCUGCCCAUCACCGUGGUGGUCCCCAGCAGCAGCGGCCCCACCCCCGUGCGCAAACUGCAGGAACUGGGGGCCACCGUCGAGGUCUAUGGCAAGGUGUGGGAUGAUGCCAACAGUAGAGCCCAGGAGCUGGCCAAGACAGAGGGCUGGGUCAGCAUCCACCCCUUCGAUCACCCCUUGGUGUGGGAGGGUCACUCCAGCCUGGUCCGGGAGCUGAAGGACUCUCUGGAGGCCAAACCAGGAGCCAUCGUGGUGGCGGUGGGUGGCGGGGGGCUGCUGGCCGGUGUCGUGGCCGGCCUGCACCAGGUGGGCUGGCAGGAUGUCCCCAUCGUGGCGGCCGAGACCCAGGGGGCUCACAGCUUCCACGAGUCGCUCCAAGCCGGCCGGCUCGUCACCCUGCCCGACAUCACCAGCGUGGCCACGUGCCUGGGAGCCAAGACGGUGUCGGCGCGGGCGCUGGAGUGUGCCCGGGAGUGCCGGGUCAUCUCGCAGGUGGUGGAGGACGCCGAGGCGGUGCGGGCUGUGGAGCAGUUCCUGGAUGACGAGCGGAUGCUGGUGGAGCCGGCGUGCGGGGCCCCCCUGGCCGUGCUCUACUCGGGGCGGCUGCAGCGGCUGCAGCGGGAGGGGCGGCUGCCGACCCCGCUGGGCUCCGUGGCGCUGGUGGUGUGCGGCGGCAGCAACAUCCACACGGCCCAGCUGCGGGCCCUGAAGAGCCAGCUGGGGCUGGAGUGACACCCGGCCCGGGCAGGGGGUGUGACAGAGCCCGGCUGGAGCGCUCUGCUCGCUUUCCUUCCGAAAUAACCGAAAUAAAGCCUGGUGAAGCGGGACCCGCAGCCUUCUCCAGCACACAGCGCCCACGCAGGGAUGGGGAAACUGAGGCACGGGGGAAGAUGGAGCCAGGGUGGUGCCUGGGCUGAGGCCUGGGCUCCGCACAUCCCACUUUUCCCCUGGGACGUGCCGGGCAUCCUCCCUACAACCCUCCGCCCCCCUGCUCCCUCCCCCUGCUCCUCCCCAGGCCGUUCGGGCUGCAGCUCCGCACCACAAUUAGCA
Hirundo rustica (Barn swallow) is the source of this 1475-nucleotide messenger RNA. RefSeq names its product serine dehydratase like (gene SDSL). The transcript is spliced from 9 exons. Gene Ontology annotation, biological process: L-threonine catabolic process; L-serine catabolic process. Lineage: Eukaryota; Metazoa; Chordata; Aves; Passeriformes; Hirundinidae. Bases 174 to 1157 code for a protein of 327 amino acids. Gene Ontology annotation, molecular function: L-serine ammonia-lyase activity; pyridoxal phosphate binding; threonine deaminase activity. The record is from RefSeq and is a predicted model, not a curated record.